Messenger RNA from Effrenium voratum, 630 nucleotides. Lineage: Eukaryota; Dinophyceae; Suessiales; Symbiodiniaceae. The record is from the annotation of a GenBank genome assembly.
AUGGCCACACGCAGGAGACAGGGCAUGGGCAGUUCAGAGGGGCCGGACUCGACGACGGCGGUGGCAACAUGCAGGAAGAGAUCCAGAGGAUGUUGGCAACGGAGAGGAACCCCGUGCUGGGCAUGCUUAGCAGUCAGAGCCCUCUACUUCAACUUGGCACGCAGGAAGUUCUGGGAGCGCAAGAAGCUCUUCCAAAAUGCGUCUGGGGCGGAGGCGUUCAGGACCAAGAGGCAGCUGCAGGGCAUGGAGGCUUUCAGCUAUGCUGGGCAUGGCAGCAAUUGGGCAGCAAUGCGCCACGUCCUCACCCGCAAGUUCCAGGACCCAGAGCUGUGCGAGGGCCUGCUGGCAACUGGUGAUGCACUCCUUUUGGAGCACAACCCUGUGCCCAACCGUGAUUGCAUUUGGUCUGACAACAGCGAUGGCUCUGGAAAGAAUUGGCUGGGCUUGCAGCUGAUGCUUCUGCGGGAUGAGUUGAGUGGAGCGUCUGUGUGGAGACUUUGGCUUGAGCCCGGACGCCCGGCCGUUUGGCAAGCCUCUGCAGCGGUCCGCUCCUCGCUGAAAGCUGCGAAGGCGAAGGCGAACUCCAGCCGCGGCUCUGGAGGAGUGCUCCACGAGGUCAAGCAGUGCUGA